Messenger RNA from Anoplopoma fimbria (sablefish), 2769 nucleotides. It is a transcript of the gene mcm7, whose product is annotated as minichromosome maintenance complex component 7. Gene Ontology annotation, cellular component: MCM complex; nucleus. Gene Ontology annotation, biological process: double-strand break repair via break-induced replication; DNA replication initiation; DNA strand elongation involved in DNA replication. The coding region runs from base 187 to 2370 and encodes 727 amino acids. Lineage: Eukaryota; Metazoa; Chordata; Actinopteri; Perciformes; Anoplopomatidae. The transcript has 15 exons. Gene Ontology annotation, molecular function: single-stranded DNA binding; ATP binding; single-stranded DNA helicase activity. The record is from RefSeq and is a predicted model, not a curated record.
GGACGCCGCAGACGUCAGACUCGCGCCACUUCUUGCUUCGCGAACCGGGGAGAACCGCAAGCUGCUGGUGAAUGAACGCUGGUCUCCGGUCACACUGAAGCGCUUAAACCGUGAAUUUAAACCGUAUUUGUGGUUUAAGGAUUCAGGAAUCAAGUUAAGUCACCCGAGGGGUCAACGCGUGCAGCCAUGGCUCGUAAGGAUUAUGCGGCAGAGAAAGACAAAUGCAAAAGGUUCCUGCAAGAGUUUUACUCAGAGGACGACAAUGGGAAGAAGAAGUUCAAAUAUGGAGCGCAACUUGUGGCGUUGGCACACAGAGAGCAGGUGUCCAUCUUUGUGGAGCUGGAUGAUGUGGCCGAGGAAGACCCGGAGCUGGUUGAGAGCAUCUGUGAGAAUGCAAAGCGUUACACGGGCCUGUUCGCCGACGCCAUCCACGAGCUGCUGCCAGAGUACAAAGAAAGAGAUAUUGUGGCCAAGGAUUCUUUGGACGUGUACAUUGAGCACAGGCUGAUGAUGGAACAAAGGGGUCGUGACCCAGCAGACACCCGAGACACUCGUAACCAAUACCCACCUGAACUCAUGAGGAGAUUUGAGCUGUACUUUAAGUCUCCCACCACCACUAAACCCAAAGUGGUGCGAGAUGUACGAGCGGACAGCAUCGGGAAUCUGGUGACCGUUCGAGGAAUAGUGACCCGCGCCACCGAGGUCAAACCCAUGAUGGCCGUCGCUACGUACACGUGUGACCAGUGUGGUGCUGAGACCUAUCAACCAAUCCAGUCUCCCACCUUCAUGCCCCUCAACAUGUGUCCCAGCCAAGAGUGUGUCACCAACAAAUCUGGAGGUCGACUCUACCUACAGACCAGAGGCUCCAAAUUUGUCAAGUUCCAGGAUCUGCGUAUCCAGGAGCAUAGUGACCAGGUGCCCGUUGGAAACAUUCCAAGGAGCAUGUCGAUUUAUGCCCGUGGAGAGAACACGCGUCUAGCCCAGCCAGGAGACCAUGUGGCCAUCACCGGGGUCUUCCUCCCUCUUCUGCGUUCAGGCUUUAAUCAGGCCACUCAGGGUCUUCUGUCAGAAACUUACCUGGAGGCCCAUGCCAUCACGCUCAUGAACAAGUCAGAGGAUGAUGAGCUUGGCAAUGACGAUCUGAAUGAUGAGGAGCUGCGCAGCAUUACAGAGGAAGGGUUUUAUGAGAAGCUAGCCGGCUCCAUAGCACCAGAGAUCUAUGGACAUGAAGAUGUAAAGAAGGCUCUGCUCCUGCUGCUGGUUGGAGGAGUGCAACAAGCACCCAAAGGCAUGAAAAUCAGAGGCAACAUAAACAUCUGCCUGAUGGGAGACCCAGGAGUCGCCAAGUCCCAGCUGCUGUCCUACAUUGACCGCCUGGCUCCUCGAAGCCAGUACACAACAGGCCGCGGCUCCUCUGGUGUCGGUCUGACUGCAGCGGUCAUGCGUGACCCCGUGACCGGAGAAAUGACUCUGGAAGGUGGAGCCUUGGUGCUAGCCGACCAGGGCGUCUGUUGCAUUGAUGAGUUUGACAAGAUGGCUGACGCUGACCGUACAGCCAUCCACGAGGUGAUGGAACAGCAGACCAUCUCCAUCGCUAAGGCUGGCAUCAUGACCUCCCUCAAUGCCCGUUGCUCUAUUCUAGCAGCAGCCAACCCCGCCUAUGGCCGCUACAAUCCCCGGAAGAGCAUUGAGCAGAACAUUCAGCUGCCCGCUGCUUUGCUCUCCCGUUUCGACCUGCUCUGGCUGAUCCAGGACAAGCCGGAUGCCGAAGCUGACCUGCGUCUGGCGCAGCACAUCACCUACGUCCACCAGCACUGCCGCCAGCCCCCCACUCACUUCACCCCAAUCGACAUGAAGCUGAUGAGGCGUUACAUCGCUGUGUGUAAGAAGCGGCAGCCUGUGGUACCCGAGUCACUGGCUGAUUACAUCACCGCUGCUUACGUAGAGAUGAGGAAAGAGGCCCGAGGCAGCAAAGACACCACCUUCACCUCUGCACGUACCCUCCUGUCCAUCCUCCGUCUGUCCACUGCCCUGGCUCGCCUGCGCAUGAUGGAGACUGUGGAGAAGGAAGACGUCAACGAGGCAAUGAGGAUGAUGGAGAUGUCAAAGGAUUCGCUACAAACCGACAAGUCCAGCGCCACAAGAGCUCAGCGUCCGGCCGACGUCAUCUUCUCCCUGGUGCGCGAGCUCUCCACGGAGGGCGUGGCAGGCCGCGGUGGAGCCGGCGGAGUCGUUCGCAUGGCUGAAGCAGAGCAGCGUUGUGUCACUCGUGGCUUCACCCCCGCCCAGUUCCAGGAAGCGCUGGAGGAGUACGAGGAGCUGAACGUUUGGCAGGUCAACCAGGCCCGCAGCCGCAUCACCUUCGUCUGAAGAAACCUGCAACACGCCUUCAUGCACGCUGCGUUUCAGUCACUUGAGGGGAAAACUCUUCAUUGUGGGCUUUCUACAGACUUAACUUUGGGCGCUGCAUUUUCCCUCCUCCAGCGUUUAGCAACACAAGUCAAGCAGAACCUGGACAUUUUUUAAGCUUGACUGUUUUGCUAGAAUCCCAGAUGUUGGAGACCCAUAGCUUGUUAUAUUCUUGUUCACCAGUAAAUCUCUUGUAAAUAUGUAUGUCAGAAUUUGGAAUUGUGUAGCAUCUGCAGUUUAAAGCUCCUGGUUUCUUUGACACAGAGCAUUUCUGUACAUUUUACACUCUAAUUCAAAUAACAAAAUAUAGAUUUAAGGUUGAGCCUUGUAUGUCAUGGAUUAUUAUAAUAAAUUGAUGGU